AUGAACGCGUACCUGGCUGAGGUGGCUCGGUUCAGCGAAGACGAUGUGCCACUCGAGAAUGGGGACGGGGUGGGCAUCACCGAGCUGCAGCGUGGCCUGAUCCGUGAGAUGCGCCAACGCCUGCACAGCCGCCUCGACCCACGCUUACACAAUGAUCGCUUUCUGAACCGCUUCCUCUUGGCUGAGAACUACGAUCUGGACAAGGGUGCAGCCAUGCUGGAGCGUCACCUACAAUGGCGGCAGAAACACGACCUGGACCAGCCCAUUGACCAGCUCCUCGCCCGCGUGCGACCUGGCCUGCGCGAGUGGAUCCCAGCCCCGGCCCUGGGCGGCGAGGACGAGAACGGCUACCCCGUUUUUUGGGACUUGCCCGGCUGUCUCGAUGUGGCUGGCAUCCAAAAGGCGUGCACCGUUGAGGAGGUGGUCCAAUACCACGGCAUGAUCUUCAUGGAAUACGUCUACUCCGUGCUCACACAACAGAUCCAGAAACACGGCCGCUACAUUGACAAGAUGGUGGUUGUCCAAGAUCUCACAGGCUUUGGUCUGCGCAGCCAUCGGCCCCUCACCACCUUUCUCGGCGAGGUCACGCAGUGCCGCAACGCAAACUACCCACAAAUCCUCAAAACCAUGGUGGUCAUCAAUGCACCUCGCGUCAUUGAUGUGGCCUGGAAUCUAGUCAAGCCCUUCCUGCGCGAGCGGACCCGAAGAAAAAUUCAAAUUCUUCGCGGCACUGGUGCCGACAGGUGGUUUCAAGGCUGCAUGGACAGGAAAAAUGUACCCCGUCGUUUUGGUGGCUUUGCAGACGACCCCGUGCCCCCAACAGCGGUACCAGAGUCGGCGUACUUACAUCGUCACCUCUGCGAGGAGGACAUGGAAAACAUUGUGAUUGCCCGCGGCAGUUCACACACGCUAUCCUAUGACGUUGAGGCGGGCGACAUUGUGACCUGGUUCUUCCGGCUUCCAAGUAAAGACAUCAACUUUGGCAUUCGUGAUAAAGCAUCACAAACCUGGCUGCUUCCUCUCGCUCGCCAGCAAACCGAGCACCGGCCUGCUUUGGGAACCCUGAACAUUGUUAAGCCUGGUAUCAUUGAGGUGGUUUUUGAUAACACGUACAGCUACAUGACCGGUAAAUCCGUGCUGUUGCGCAUCACCGUUUCAAGCCCAGACAAAACCUUGGAGGAUUCAACGAAGCACACAAGGCCUGAGCCACAGCCUCAAAAAUCUGCUUCGGCGACGGCGACAGCAACGGCUGCGCCUGCUGCUCCAGCAAGUCAAGCGUUCAUGGGACACCCCAGCUGGCUGCUCGACUUUGAGGGCGGUGACUGUCCAGGACAUCUUGCACGCGUGUGA
Monosiga brevicollis MX1 is the source of this 1350-nucleotide messenger RNA. RefSeq lists its product as uncharacterized. The record is from RefSeq and is a predicted model, not a curated record. Bases 1 to 1350 code for a protein of 449 amino acids. The transcript has 6 exons. Gene Ontology annotation, cellular component: cytoplasm. Lineage: Eukaryota; Choanoflagellata; Craspedida; Salpingoecidae.